Ceraceosorus guamensis is the source of this 612-nucleotide messenger RNA. RefSeq lists its product as hypothetical. Lineage: Eukaryota; Fungi; Basidiomycota; Exobasidiomycetes; Ceraceosorales; Ceraceosoraceae. The coding region runs from base 1 to 612 and encodes 203 amino acids. The record is from RefSeq and is a predicted model, not a curated record. The transcript has 3 exons.
AUGGCUCGCUUCACGCUCGUCCUGACACUCUUGCUGUCUCUUGUCCUGGCCUUUGUCUCGGCCCCAUCCUGCCAGGCAGCCCCCGCAGAGUCUGUCGGUCUGACGCAAGACCAAGACAAGGUUCGCCUAGCGUUCCGCAAUGCUUCCGGCAACGGCCCAAACGUAGCGCAGCUACAGUCGGACUUUUUGUCGGUCAUCAACACCAAGCAAAAUCCCAAAUUUGCUUCCCCUGUGCUCUUUAGCGUAGCGCAUGCCCGCAUCGCAUCUGCGCUGUCCAGGAUCGUUCGCGUCUCUACCAAGGACGACUUUGAGAUUCGUCACGAGGUCGAGGCAAAGGCGAUUCUGAACGAAUUCAACCCUCACCCUUACAACGAUCUUGCCGAUGUCUUGACUGGCGACGAGGUCAAGACGACCGUCGAAAAGUCAAAUGACAAGACGCUUGCUCGAGCCAUUGCGCUCCAAUUCACCGCGCUGCAGGUUCUUUGGGCCAACGCUUACGUCGCCUUUUCCAGCGAGACAGUUGGCAAAAAAGAGGCACAGGACAGUUUCAACAACCGUUACUACGCCAUCCAAGACAGCUUGACCAAGAUCAUCAACAUCUACAACAAGUGA